This is a messenger RNA of Coniophora puteana RWD-64-598 SS2, 2028 nucleotides long. RefSeq lists its product as uncharacterized. The record is from RefSeq and is a predicted model, not a curated record. NCBI's taxonomy places the organism in Eukaryota, Fungi, Basidiomycota, Agaricomycetes, Boletales, Coniophoraceae. The transcript is spliced from 3 exons. Bases 1 to 2028 code for a protein of 675 amino acids.
AUGUGGGCCCCGCACGUCCUGGCGACGGGCGACCUCCUCUGUCCGUUCUGCACCGUUCAAACUCCCCUCAAGCCCUUUCUUUGCGUUGAUGGUGAAUACGAAGGUCGAGUCGGGAUCAAGUGCUAUAAGCCGCACAAGAUACCGCGGGCGACUUGUCACUAUCCUUCAGGUGUAGCUCCUCCUGCCGAGGUACUUGCACGCGCUAUUACCAACCCCAAGACCACCUCCCCGUUUCCCUCUCCCUCCUCCAGCACACAAGCUUUGGCGACAUCUCCCAGUCCAUCUCAGUCAGCUGUUCCUCUGCCGGAUGAUACUCUCCGGCUGUCUACCUCGGCGACGUUGGCUCCCUUUCCCAUGUUGGCUACUCCCCCCUCGUCGAUGCCACCUCUUCCGACAGCAACUGCUCCUCCCAUAAAGAAGUCCCGGCGCGCCCGCGCGUCUGACUUCGUGCCGAAGCUCAGCAGCAAGGUGCUGUGCACGCAUCCGGCCGGAUGCAGCUCUCGCCAACCAACCGCCGCGUAUACAUGCGAGCGGAAUAUGUGCGCGAAGCACUGCGGUGCUGAAGGAGGGUGCAACACGGCUCGUCACCCGGAUUGUCGCAAGCACAUCAGUCUGGGUCCGGCCCUCGUCUCUAACGACCUAAUCAACCCCACACUUCUUACCGUCGACUCCUCGCAGCAUGUAGCCUCCGACAAAGGCAAGCAGAAGGCCGUCAACCCAGACAUAGUGCUCCUGACUUCGUCAACUGCUCCCCCGCCCCCGUCUGCUAUUGCAUCUUCGUCAGCUGUUCCAAACUCCAACCCACUGACCCCACUACCAGGCACACGCCAUACAAGGCACCUCAAGGCAGCGUGGAAUGGCCAGUAUGCAGUUGACAAGGAUGCAAUGGCUCGCAACAUCAGCGGCGAGCACGAGCGGAAGGCUCGCAUCAAGGAUGACGGCAAGACGCUUCGAGUGUUCAUUUAUAAGACGGCACUCCCGCUGCGUGCAGGGUUUCUCGACAACGACACCUGCGUCGACAAGUGGGACCGCGAGCUUAGGGCAUGGGCAUCUUGGGACGUCAACACCAGCUACCCAGUCCGUGACCGGGACACGCUAGUCUUCAAGCUCGCCGACAUCGAGCAUGUGGACUGCCCCCGUCUCCACGAGUUCACUAGCUCGCAGGUGCAGCGUCCGGCGCACCUUCUCAACGACCAGUCAGUCGUGUUGAUGCGCAAGUGUGCGCCGCCUUCGCCCUCGUUAUCUGGCUCCUCUUCGUCACCUCCGCCGUUCUCGCCUGACCCACCGUUCAAAUGCGACAGGCCCGAGUCAAAACGGCGCAGGAUCAACCAUGAUCCACCUUCUCCCUCGUCGACAGCGACAGCUACACCCUCCAAGCGGCCACUUCUGCUAGCAAAGGCCAGAUCUCUGGCUGGCUUCCCCCGUCCCAUGCUACCUAUCUCCCUCAAGACAGUUGUUCCCCCGCCAUCUCCACUACCACCAUCGCCUAUACGACCUGCACUUGCGGCUGUUGAUCCUGACGGCCCACUUCUGUGGCCUCGUGACUGGCAUGCCUGCGAUGUCAUCGAGGGAUUGCUCAUGAUGCGCAAUCCCUCACUGAGCCACAUGGGCGUCGCGAAGGCCUUCGAGCACGUCUUCGGUGAGGAUUAUCAUAAGUCCACAGCAUACGACGCGUGUAAGCGCUGGGAGAGGUUUGGCGGUCUCGACCCUCACCCUCGGGACGUGCUCUACACAGCUAGGAACACCGACGAGGGCAAAUGGACAGAGGUCAGUGGGGAGGUCAAGCUCAGAAAACGCGGGAAGAAGACGACUAGCUCUCGACUGGCUGAGGCCAUCGACCGUGCCCUUGCCUCAGCGCCGUAUGCCAGCGGAUCGUUGAUCCCUGAUCCAUCAGACCCCCCUGUGGUCAUCAAAACCGAGCCGGUUGAGAUUCAGCUAACCUGGGACGUCGAUUACCCGUUGUCGCAGCUGUCGCCGUUGUUUCCACCUGCAGAGGACAUGGACAUGGACUCCUCUCAUUUCUCAUAG